AUUUUUAGGUUGUGGUUUGUGGAGAAACGGGAAAAACCCAGAGACAGCGAGAGAGGUUUUCUCACUUUAGUCAGUCCAUCCUUCGUGAAGAGAGGAAGAGAAAGAGAAGAAGUUGCAUAGCGUAUUCCAAGUUCUAAUUUUUCUGCUAACAUAAAUCCUACAAUUGUUUCAGUUGCGCUACAAAUCUUUAGUUCUUUCUGUAUUUCAUUUGUCAUUUUCGUGGAUUGGAAGUUGGGAUUUCUUCAUGAAUCACACCCCUGGUUCUUUGAUGUGAUUCUUAAUUAGGGUUUCAUGCUUUUGUUUCUGGGUCGGCAGAUUAUGAGAUUUCUGCGUUGAUUAAUCCAUCGGUUUCCGGUCAAUUUACUGCGGAAGUCUGCCCUUUUUCGCUGUUAACAUUUUCUCUGACUCUUCUAUUGUCGAUCCCUACUCUUAUCGAGUGCUAUUUUAUCAAAUCUCGAUGGGGAAAGGAGGACAAGAUCAUAGAAAUCAGAAUAGUAGUGGAUCCAUAUCCUCCGACAUCCCGGCGUGGGCGAAAGACGUCCAAGAGUGUUUGAAGGUGUACAACGUCGACAAAGACCGGGGGUUGACAACUGAGGAAGUCGAGGAGCGGCGUCGGAUCUACGGUUGGAACGAGUUGGAGAAGCAUGAGGGCCCGUCAAUCUGGAGUCUGAUUAUCGAACAGUUCAACGACACCCUGGUGCGCAUUCUACUCGUCGCCGCAGUGGUGUCGUUUGUCCUCGCUUGGUAUGACGGCGAUGAGGGGGGCGAGAUGGGAAUUACAGCAUUCGUGGAGCCUCUCGUGAUCUUUUUGAUAUUGAUCGUAAAUGCCAUUGUUGGAGUAUGGCAAGAGAACAACGCCGAGAAAGCCCUAGAAGCUCUCAAGGACAUUCAAUCCGCGCACGCCAGCGUGAUACGUGAAGGGAAAAAGAUAUCCGGUCUGCCAGCCAGGGAACUCGUUCCGGGUGAUAUCGUUGAACUCAGGGUAGGCGACAAGGUUCCAGCUGAUAUGCGGGUUUUGCAUCUGAUAAGCUCCACUGCGAGGGUCGAGCAGGGUUCACUGACGGGGGAAAGCGAAGCGGUUAAUAAGAGCAAUAAGGUUGUUCCUCAGGACAGUGACAUUCAAGGAAAGAAUUGUAUGGUUUUUGCCGGGACCACGGUUGUGAAUGGAAAUAUCAUCUGCUUGGUUACCCAGACGGGUAUGAACACGGAAAUCGGGAAGGUGCAUUCUCAGAUUCAUGCGGCCGCGCAAAUGGAUGAAGACACCCCAUUGAAAAAGAAGCUUAACGAAUUCGGAGAGACCCUCACUGCCAUAAUCGGAGUGAUCUGUGCGCUGGUCUGGCUCAUCAACGUGAAGUACUUCUUUACCUGGGAUUAUGUGAACGGGUGGCCAUCAAAUUUUAAGUUUUCUUUCGAGAAGUGCACUUACUACUUCGAGAUUGCAGUGGCAUUGGCAGUGGCGGCCAUUCCAGAAGGUUUACCGGCAGUUAUUACAACUUGCUUGGCACUUGGUACACGAAAGAUGGCUCAGAAGAAUGCGCUUGUACGGAAGUUGCCUAGCGUGGAAACUCUGGGUUGUACAACAGUCAUUUGUUCUGAUAAGACAGGUACCUUGACUACCAAUCAAAUGGCAGUGGCAAAGCUUGUGGCUAUGGGUCCUCGUGCAGAUUCCGUUAGAACUUUCAAAGUCGAUGGAACCACCUACAGUCCUUUUGAUGGCAAGAUACAUGAAUGGCCAACUGGUUGCAUGGAUGCAAACCUUUCUAUGAUUGCAAAGAUUGCUGCUGUUUGCAAUGAUUCAGGUGUUGCACAAGCUGGGAAUCACUAUGUCGCUAAUGGAAUGCCAACCGAGGCAGCAUUGAAAGUCCUAGUUGAGAAAAUGGGUCCUCCUCAAGGGUUUGAUACCUCAUCUUCAGGCACCGCAGAUGUGCUACGUUGUUGCCAGCGAUGGAGUGAAAUCGGACGUCGUAUUGCAACUCUUGAGUUUGACCGUGAUCGGAAGUCAAUGGGAGUUAUUGUGAGGUCGGAAUCAGGAAGAAAUUCAUUAUUAGUGAAGGGAGCAGUAGAGAAUGUAUUGGAUAGAAGCUCCCAUGUUCAACUGCUUGAUGGUUCUGUUGUGACAUUGGAUCAUAGUUCAAGAGAUCUUAUUUUACGAUCCCUUCAUGAGAUGUCAACCACUGCACUUCGCUGCCUGGGUUUUGCAUACAAGGAUGAACUUGCUGAAUUUGUGACUUAUGAUGAUGGUGAUGAAAAUCAUCCAGCUCAUGAUCUCUUACUUAAACCAUCUAAUUAUUCAGCUAUUGAGAGUGACCUUAUCUUUGUCGGGCUGGUUGGGCUAAGGGAUCCUCCUCGAGAAGAGGUUCACAAAGCAAUUGAGGACUGCAGAGCAGCUGGUAUCCGUGUUAUGGUUAUCACAGGAGAUAACAAGGAGACAGCAGAAGCAAUUUGUCAUGAAAUUGGUGUAUUUGGUCCUAACGAGGAUAUUACUUCAAAAAGCUUAACAGGAAAAGAGUAUAUGGAUCUUGCUAAUAAAAGAGAUCAUUUAAGGCAAAGUGGUGGGCUUCUAUUCUCUAGAGCUGAACCAAGGCAUAAACAAGAGAUAGUGAAGUUGCUGAAAGAAGAUGGAGAAGUGGUUGCAAUGACUGGUGAUGGGGUCAAUGAUGCUCCUGCUUUGAAAUUGGCUGACAUUGGAGUUGCAAUGGGCAUCACUGGAACUGAGGUUGCAAAGGAAGCUUCUGACAUGGUGUUAGCAGAUGAUAAUUUCAGUACAAUAGUUGCUGCUGUGGGUGAAGGUAGAUCUAUCUAUGACAAUAUGAAGGCUUUUAUCAGGUACAUGAUCUCCUCGAAUAUUGGUGAGGUUGCUUCUAUAUUUUUCACAGCAGCUUUAGGUAUUCCAGAAGGGUUGAUCCCUGUCCAACUUCUGUGGGUCAACCUUGUCACUGAUGGACCCCCUGCAACAGCCUUGGGAUUCAAUCCACCGGACAAGGAUAUAAUGAAGAAACCCCCUCGAAGAAGCGACGACUCAUUGAUUACUGCUUGGAUUUUAUUUCGCUACCUGGUUAUUGGGUUCUAUGUUGGGAUAGCAACCGUUGGAGUUUUCAUUAUAUGGUAUACACAUGGCUCCUUCUUUGGUAUUGACCUGAGCCAGGAUGGCCACACUCUUGUCACAUAUUCGCAACUAUCCAACUGGGAGAAGUGUCCUUCUUGGGAAGGAUUCACAGUUUCUCCUUUCACAGCAGGGGCACAGGUGUUCUCCUUUGAUGCCAAACCCUGUGACUAUUUCCAGGCUGGCAAAGUGAAAGCUAUGACUCUCUCCCUCUCCGUCCUGGUUGCCAUUGAAAUGUUCAACUCCCUUAAUGCAUUGUCUGAAGAUGGGAGUCUCUUGACAAUGCCCCCAUGGGUUAACCCGUGGCUCCUUCUGGCCAUGUCAGUAUCUUUCGGUCUACAUUUCUUGAUCCUUUAUAUCCCAUUCCUUGCCCAAGUGUUCGGCAUUGUACCCCUCAGCCUAAAUGAGUGGCUCUUGGUGUUGGCGGUGGCAUUCCCAGUGGUCCUGAUUGAUGAGAUUCUCAAGUUUAUUGGGAGGUGUACAAGUGGGUUGCGCACAUCUUGCAGAAGGAAAUCAGUCAAGACCAAGGCAGAGUGAGAAGCGAAUGAGUUAAACUUCUCGAAUAGAAUCAUUAGUCUUGGUCCACCUUGAAUCUGCCUUUGUUCUAAAUUGAGGCUUGGCUUGGACCCUGAAGAUCUAAGUAGAUUGUGAACAAGGGUUUGGGACUUCCUAGUGCAUUUGGAGGGGAGAUUCACUUAAAUCACUGUUUAUUUUGCUCUAGUUUAUCUUUUCUAAUUAUUCCUGAACUAAUUUUUGAUGUCAAAAGGUGCAAAAAACGGAAUUACUUGUUACACUUCUAACCUUAGAUGUUCACACUUCACACUUCACAACCUCAGGGCUUGUACCAAUUUUUUUGCGGGAGAAGCUACUUUCAUUUUCCCUGUGGAUGCGAAUGAUGCGCAAAUUGAGGAACUAAAAUGUAGACCAUUACAGUGGUUAAAGAUAUCUUGUUUUCCUUAA
Messenger RNA from Nelumbo nucifera (sacred lotus), 4063 nucleotides. RefSeq names its product calcium-transporting ATPase 4, endoplasmic reticulum-type-like. NCBI's taxonomy places the organism in Eukaryota, Viridiplantae, Streptophyta, Magnoliopsida, Proteales, Nelumbonaceae. The record is from RefSeq and is a predicted model, not a curated record. Gene Ontology annotation, cellular component: membrane. Gene Ontology annotation, molecular function: ATP hydrolysis activity; ATP binding; transporter activity.